This is a messenger RNA of Paramecium sonneborni, 647 nucleotides long. The record is from the annotation of a GenBank genome assembly. Lineage: Eukaryota; Ciliophora; Oligohymenophorea; Peniculida; Parameciidae.
AUGAUUUAUAAAAUAAUCAAUAAAUUUAGUGUCUAUAUUGAUCCAUCUAAAUUUCCAAAUGGAGACCUAUUAACUAUUUAUAAAUCAACAGAGGGAAGAAACAUUAAAUUUUUCAAUUUAUUUUACUUGGGAUUGAUUGGAUAUAAUGCUUAUUAAUAUAUCUAAGACAAAGAAAAUUCCUAAUAUGCAUUAAAUGGUAUUCUAAUGUUUUAUUAUUCAUCUAAGAUUUAACUGCAGCUUCAUAUAGAUCUGGAAUGGAAAAUUCAAUUAUUAUAAUGGCUGCCCUUGGUAUAGGAAUGGUUUUUUUUUAUUGGAAAACUAAUAAAACUCUUUUUAAUUUGUGGUUAUCACCAAAUGGAAAAUCAAUUGUGAUGGAUUCUUAUUCUCUAUUUGGAUUGAAUAGCAAAACAUUCUCCCUUGAUAUUGAAAAUUUUAGAGGUUUUACAUAUUUUAUCCAUCCUUCAUUGAGAAUACCAAUGUUCAAAUACAAAUUAGGUAGUACAACUAGAACUAUGUUUUUAAAACAUUAAUAUGUUUUAGAUGAAUAAAUUAUGAAAAGUGUUUUAUAAGGUUAAGAAAUUUUAGUGAGACCCAAAGGCAUGGAGAAGGAAUUAUCAAGCAAUUAAAAAAAAAAAUAUAAACUAUGA